AUGUCCGACUUUUAUCGCCAGAUGAAUCAUUUCGCCACCCCGGGCCCGAUCAAAAACCUCGGCUUCAAGCUAUUCAAUCACCACGGUCACUUGAGAGAGGAAUACAAAGAGCACAUCGUCAAGAAGGGGUCUGGCAUCUGGGGGUCGGAGCUAGACACUGGUCUUCUCCUUCUGCUCAACGAUCAUUUCAAGAAGCCUGUGUAUGCGUUUGUCAAUUCAUGGGAAAGCACUGCAAAGGGAUCGACUCCUUGCACCUUCCACGAUGAUCAAGAACAACGUUUCCGUGAUCUAGGAUUCCGACGUGUGGGCAACACAAAAUUCUUCGCCUUGUCGAGCGACGUCAGCCAUUCGUGCUAUCGCCUACCCGCAGCAGAUGAUUUCGAUCCUGCGCCUUUACAGCCAUCCAAAGGUACCGAAGACUUCAUGAACAUUGUCGUCGACGUCCUUGCAUCUCCAGACCACUUGUUCCGCGAAAAGCUGGAUACUAAAUACAGUGAGAUGAGCUCGGAGGAGGUUUAUGGGGUUGUCCUACACUCUUCAGGUGGCAACCUCCUUCACAUUGUUGCUCUCAGUGGGAUGUACCAAAGUGCAGCUUGUAUGGUUGCCCGCUGGCCUGAACUGCGUGAUGCGAGGAAUGAUGCGGGUGAAACCCCGCUUGAGGCUUUGGAAUGGCUGAUCGAGGAGGAUAAAAUGAGACUCGAAUACUUCGAUGCGAGUGAGCGAUUUAGGCAUGGAUGGCUCACGCCCAAGAACACUGAAGAGACCUUAGCUGUGCUACGUGGAUAG
Alternaria arbusti is the source of this 786-nucleotide messenger RNA. RefSeq lists its product as uncharacterized. The transcript is spliced from 2 exons. Bases 1 to 786 code for a protein of 261 amino acids. Lineage: Eukaryota; Fungi; Ascomycota; Dothideomycetes; Pleosporales; Pleosporaceae. The record is from RefSeq and is a predicted model, not a curated record.